AUGUUGGAUUUAUUGCUAAAGUCAGUAAAAGGACAUCGCCAAGGAGUGAACUACUUCUUCAAUAAUGCCAGCAUACGAUCAUUAACCUUGAAAGGUUUCAAUCAACAACGUUUAGUUCCAAGAUCUACCAAAGUAAAUUUCUUACGUUCAAAUACACAAAUAUUGAAAUCAUCAAUGUUUAUGAAUCCAUUUAAGAUGAAUAGCAAGAUUAGCAUUACUCAGCAAGUAAGAAACAUGAGUUUCAGAGGAUAUAAUCGAUAUCGUUUUUCUGAUUUACAAUGGAAGAAGUUAAAGAAUCCAACCAUAUUUACAGUAUUAUUCUGUGCUGGUACGACGCUAGCAGUACCAUUUUUAUUUGAUAACACUCCUUUGUCUUAUUUGAAAAGGAAUCCACGAGUAAUCAUCUGGGGUUUAAUUGCCAUUAAUGGAGCUGUCUUUUUAGCAUGGAAAGUCCCAAGUUUAAAUAGAUAUACCAUGAAAUACGGUAUAAUAUUUAAAGACCACAUUCAAUCAACCGGGGCAAUGUUAGGAUCCGCAUUCUCCCAUCAAAGUUUUGUUCAUCUUGCUGUGAAUAUGCUUGCACUUUAUUCCUUUGGUACCACACUCAUCUCAUACAUGGGAGCAACCCAAUUUACCUUACUUUAUUUGAAUUCCGCCGUUAUUUCCUCAUUGGCUUCAAUCGCUAUACCUACUUUAUUAAGAGGACCAUUGGCUGUGGCAUCUUUAGGUGCUUCCGGAGCAGUCUUUGGGGUAUUUGCAGCAUUUGCAUUCCUUUUCCCCAAUGCAGGUAUUUCGUUGUUCUUUUUCCCAAUACCUGGAGGAGCUUGGACAUUAUUCUUAGGAUCAUCUGCUUGGAAUGCAGCAGGAUGUAUUUUAAGAUGGGGUGUUUACGAUUAUGCUGCUCACUUAGGAGGUAGUUUUAUCGGGUUCCUUUACGCUUUCUGGUUUAAGAGAGAAAGAAGUCAAAGACUUCGUAAAAGUAUGUCUAUGUUCCGUUAG
This is a messenger RNA of Hemisphaericaspora subhashii, 999 nucleotides long. RefSeq names its product rhomboid protease. The transcript has a single exon. Gene Ontology annotation, cellular component: membrane. The record is from RefSeq and is a predicted model, not a curated record. Bases 1 to 999 code for a protein of 332 amino acids. Gene Ontology annotation, molecular function: serine-type endopeptidase activity. NCBI's taxonomy places the organism in Eukaryota, Fungi, Ascomycota, Pichiomycetes, Serinales, Debaryomycetaceae.